AUACACGAAUCGCCAUUUCAUUCGAAAUCAGAGAUCGAUUUAUUUGAAGUCCAGCAUUGAUACUUCUCCUCCCUUCAAGAAUGUCUACUGAACCGUCUACCGCUGAUCAUCUCAAUGAGAUGAUCGGAAAAGUACGAGCAGAAAAAGCAAAGGUGGACAUGCAAAGGAGGCACACUGAAAUCUAUAGCCGUAAUGAGAAAGCACAAAGGCUGGUAAAACGAUUGCAGGAUUGCGACAGCAAUAUCGUUUCACUACUAUCACAAGCAGCCGAUUGCUUGCAAAGUCUCAUCAGUACAGCCGCCGAUCAAUCAUCAUCGUCGGGUCGUGGUAGGAUCAGAGAAGUUGAUGAUCAUGAAGAAAGGUUGGCAACGUUUGAGGCUAGAGCACAAGAAUGGUAUGCAACCUUGCAUGAUGUGCAAAUCGGUCUUCGUUCAGCAGCAAGAAAUUUGCGUAAAGUACAACAGCCACCUCUUUCCAUGCAAGCUUCUAUGCAGCAGUCUUCCAGCUCCAGUGGAAGUAGCUCAAGUCAGACUAGGUUGGGGAGUGCUACAAAGGGACACUCUCUUGGAAUCGCUCUUUCGGAGGGAAAUACGCCGGUCAAUAUGAGCAGGGCUGGCAGUCAUGAAAGCUUGCAGACAGUCGUAGGGGAUGGCAGAGAACUAGAUGACCGAGGGCAGCAAAGCAACCGAGAAGUGUUAUCUUCUGAUAGACAACCGAGCAAACAUCUCGGCUCUGUCGGUGAUGAACGGAAACAAGGAUCCCGAAAAGAUCAAAGAAGUUUAUUGGGCCAUUUCGUCGAUGGAGAUUCAGGCUCGGGCAUCGUUCAAAUGCAAGAAGGUGAAUUUGAAGAUGAAAUCAAACUUUCCCUUUCUGCACUUCGACAACAAGAAAGAGGAUGGAAAGAUUUAGCCGAUGCACUUAAAGCGGUUGCAUCGGAACGUAAAAGUGACCGAAGUUCGAUGACGAAAGAAGUUCAAACAAAGUCACCUUCUACUACAACUAAAGAACAAGAGAUGCGUCAAAUUGAAGCGGAUAUGACUGAAUCUUUUGCAACUUCCGAUAAACGAUUGAUGGGUGCUUUGAUGCAUUUGUACAUGGAAGUUUUACCCGAGACUAGUAUCGCACCCGUUACUGCACGAAAGUUAGGGUAAUCCCAUUUGGCUUUCGAUCUAGUCAUAAUACCAGCACAAUUGAAAGCCUUUUUUUCAGCUCAAUGCCUUUUACUGCAGUUGAGAUUUAAUUCUAUAGAACGAUUU
Meira miltonrushii is the source of this 1256-nucleotide messenger RNA. RefSeq lists its product as uncharacterized. NCBI's taxonomy places the organism in Eukaryota, Fungi, Basidiomycota, Exobasidiomycetes, Exobasidiales, Brachybasidiaceae. The record is from RefSeq and is a predicted model, not a curated record. Gene Ontology annotation, cellular component: mediator complex. The coding region runs from base 81 to 1151 and encodes 356 amino acids. Gene Ontology annotation, molecular function: transcription coregulator activity. Gene Ontology annotation, biological process: regulation of transcription by RNA polymerase II. The transcript is spliced from 2 exons.